This is a messenger RNA of Solea solea (common sole), 607 nucleotides long. Its product is annotated as MICOS complex subunit MIC26-like. Gene Ontology annotation, cellular component: MICOS complex. The record is from RefSeq and is a predicted model, not a curated record. Gene Ontology annotation, biological process: cristae formation. Bases 2 to 607 code for a protein of 201 amino acids. The transcript has a single exon. Lineage: Eukaryota; Metazoa; Chordata; Actinopteri; Pleuronectiformes; Soleidae.
CAUGUUGAAGGUGACAGCAGGUAAUAGUGUCAUGUCGGGUCGCACGUUUCUGUCGCCGUUCACCGUGUUUGCAGCCGGUGACGGGGAGAGGGGGGCCUCGGUCCCGCUGCUGCAGCUGGAGGAUUUGUCUCUGUACACCGCGGCUCCUCGAGAGAGCUCCCCCGGCUCUGUGGAGCCAGAAGCGGGCGAGCUGGAGCAGAGUGUCGCCACCCUGAGGAAGCUGGUGGAGCCGUACAUCGCCUGGUGUCAGGGCAUUUACGACACGAUUGAACCCAAAGUUCAGAGCGUCCUCCAGCGCGGAUACGACACCUAUGCGUACUUACAGAAUCCGCCGAAGGACUUCUAUCCCCGGGCGGGAGUCAUCGGCUUCACCGGUGUUUUGGGGCUGCUGCUCGCCAGACGCUCCAGGGCGAAGAGACUCAUCUACCCGGCGGCACUGAUGAGCGUCAGCGCCUCCCUCUACUACCCGGAGAAGGCGGCCGCCAUCGUAAAGACAGCCGGGGACUCCGUGUACGAGCGCGCCGUGCACAGCUACGCCGCCGUGGAGAAGAUGCUGAACCCGCAGAGCAAAGGUGAAAAAGUCACCGGGUCUGAAACGAAACCCUGA